Molecule: messenger RNA, 2440 nt
Organism: Ceratina calcarata
Lineage: Eukaryota; Metazoa; Arthropoda; Insecta; Hymenoptera; Apidae
Product: pancreatic triacylglycerol lipase
Exons: 8
Coding region: 784-2337 (517 amino acids)
Biological process (GO): lipid catabolic process
Molecular function (GO): lipase activity
Source: RefSeq, a predicted model, not a curated record
UUGUUUGUCAUUGUUUUUAUGUAAAGGUACCCUUAAUCAAAAAUGUUCAUUGAUCCGAAUAUAUUUUUAUCAAUGACUCUCGGAACAAGAUUUCAGGUCAACGAUUCAUUGAUUGACUUCGUACGAGCGUAAAACUUGUCCAGCCGGUUUCCGAAUUUUUAGAAAAAGACGUGCAAAACUUUCGACCGCCGAAACGAAAUCUCCGCACUCGCAGAACGAAGAUCGUGCGAGCGUUGCACAAUUAUUGUCACAUUAAAUAGACUUUUCCUAGUGAAAUGAACAAGUCGUAUCUUUUCUAUUGACGAAGCUCGUCGUCGAGAUUCCCUGAGUGAAAGCAGGUGCAUGCGUUCAAUGUGCAAUGAUCCGCUGUUUGCACAUGCAAAUAUUGCAUAAUGACCGAUUGCGGUCGUAAUCGUUGCGACCAAGGGGAAAGCAUCGUGAAUAAUUCUAAUUAAAGACUUUUCAUCGUAUUCCGAAGUAGUUCUUUGUUUCACUGUUGGAAUCAUUCAGUCGUUAAUCGAAAGUAAGAACUAAAGUUCGCGCGUUUCAGAAGGUAAAAGGUAUUCAAGUUGCUCGGAAAUGGAAAAGCGAUUGCGUAUUGGAAGGACGGUUGAGUGAUCUUUCGAAAAGGGGUUCUCCAAACUGGUCGCAUUCGUACCGUAAGUGGAGAAGGAAACGUUAGGAAGAGAAGCGAGGAGGAAUAACGGGAGAAGAAGAAAAAAGAGAGGAGGAAACUGAUCUCCGUCAGACGCGAAGAAGAACUCGAGGAAAAUCGAAUGAAAAAUGCAAUCCGUUCUAUUGAAACAAGUUCUGUUCUUUCUAAUAUUGUUCAUUCCCUGUAUCAUUGGAGGUAAACGCGUCGCGAGACUCCUUCCGGUGAGAAGCCGCGCAAUGAUACGUCGUGUGGGACCACUUCAAGGAAAUUUCAAACCAAAGGUUUGCUACGAUCUGGUCGGAUGCUUCGCGGACCCGCCGCCUCGUUUAACGCUGAAGAGACCGCCGGAGCAUCCAAACGUGAUACAAACAAGAUUCUUAUUGUACACCCGUUCGAAGAGAGACUCCCCGGAUACUUUCGAACACGGUAGCGAUUUUAAAUCACUUCUUCGACCUCGUCUCGAUGCUACCAGACCUUUGAAAGUCGUGAUCCAUGGAUACAAAGGGAGCGGGAACGAUGCUGGUGCAGUUCUAUUAGCACAGGCUUUUCUAGACGCGGAGGAGACGAACGUGUUGGUCCUCGACUGGACCAGAGGAGCAGCGACGACUUAUCAAGCUGCAGUAGGAAACACCGAACUCGUGGGUCGUCAAUUAGGCCUGGUCCUUCUGGACGUCAUUGACUUAGGCACCAGUCCUGAAAAGAUUCACGUAAUAGGCUUCAGUCUAGGAGCUCACGUAGCUGGCUGUGCGUCGGAGGUCCUCAAGGCCAAAAACAUUCUCCUAGGCCGAAUAACUGGUCUAGAUCCUGCCUCACCGUUCUUCAGGAUUCAUUUAUUCAGGGAGAAGUAUAGAAAGCUCGACGCUACCGAUGCUCGUUUAGUAGACGUGAUCCACACGGACGGAUCCGAGGACUUCGCUGAUGGAUUCGGGCUGUUGAAACCUCUGGGACACGUCGACUUUUUCCCAAACGGUGGUAGGGAACAGCCUGGCUGUACGGAUAUCAAGAACUCCGUCGUUGUCAGUCAUUUAAAAGAAGACAUGUUGACUCGAGAUAUUGCCUGCAGUCACUUGAAGGCCUGGGCGUACUUUUUAGAGACCGUACGCAGGGCAAAUGAUUCCUGCAAGUUCAUCGCUUGGCCCUGUUCUCGAGGAAGAGCCACGUACGCCAACGGUCUAUGCUUUCCUAUGGAAUCCACGAUGUGGUCCCAGGAAAUGGGAUAUAGAGCCGAUCGUGGCUCUUUAGGGAUCUACUAUUUACCAACGAGAGACCAAGAACCAUUCUGCGGCCAGGCUGUGAGGGCUGCGGUGAUCACUUCGAAGGAUGCCCCCAGAACGACUGGGACGUUGUUCCUAAAAAUUGUAGAAAGCAAUUCGACCGUCAAUUUCAAAUUCAGAUACUCGAAUAAAGGCAACAAACAGUCGACGUUUUAUAACAUCGCUGCGAUGAAGUAUGAACUUUUGUCGGACGAUCGAUCAACGAUAAAGGCACGCGCUUCAUAUCAAGUAAACAGGGGCGAAGACAAAGAAGAUACGAUUAAAACACGAAAUUCGGACUUGCUGUUCGUUGAUAAAAUUAUACUCGAGGAUAGAAAGGGAAACAAGUGGGAGUCGUGCACCUCCACUCCGGUGAAUUUGCAGGAGACAGAAGUGUUGCUGCAUCGGAAGCAAUGCGGUUCUUCUUAAGAAACUUCUUCUAUUAUACAGAAAUGUCACAGGAAAUUAUGUUCACAUGAAUAAUGAAUAAUAAAAGAAUUUAUAUAAUAAUAAGAAUAUACAUAAUAACGUU